UCAACUGACAACUUAACCUUAAAAUAUUAGUCAAAAUUGCAAUUAUUUUAAAUACGUGAUGGCGGGCUUGAAAUUUAAAACCGUAGCCCUUGUGAGCUCCUUCGGUUUAAGUUCCUUCCUUGCUGGUAGUUAUUAUCAGCGAAAAUUCUCUCAAGACCACCCUAACCUCAAACAAUUCCCGGGGCUUCCAAUUUUCGGGACUGUCUCAGCUGCCACGCCUGUUUCACCCGUCCCGUCCCAAACUAACGUAAGCCGUAUUUCCCAAAUCAUGAAAUACGGGUUUCCGGGUCUUGACAACAUCCGAUCUUUCGACAAUUACGUUUUGAGUUACGAUAAGCGAAAUCGGGUGGCUCAUUGGGUUUUCGAGCACAUUACGGCCGAAAGUAUCAAACCGAACGAAGGGGUGGAUCGGUCCUUGUGCGAUUUUAAGCCCGACGAAAGCAUACAUCCGUAUUUUCGGUCCCUCAAUUCGGAUUAUUUGAAGUCGGGGUAUGACCGGGGGCACUUGGCGGCGGCCGGGAACCAUAAAUGUAGCCAGAAGCUGGUCGAGCAGACUUUUUAUUUGUCCAAUAUGGCCCCACAAGUGGGGGUUGGGUUUAAUAGAGACGCGUGGAAUAAGUUGGAGAGAUAUGUGAGAAAGUUAACGAGGACUUAUGCUAACGUUUAUUGCUGCACCGGCCCUUUAUACUUGCCUAGGAGAGAAUCAGAUGGGAAAAAUUACGUUAAAUAUGAAGUCAUAGGUGCAAAUCACGUCGCAGUCCCUACACAUUUUUUCAAAGUCGUAGUUUGUGAAACAAAUGAUGGUAAAUUUGAAAUGGAGUCUUAUGUAAUGCCCAAUCAGGCUAUUAGUGAUGACACCCCCUUGACAAGUUUCAGGGUUCCCCCUGAAAGUAUUGAAAAGGCAGCAGGACUUUUAUUUUUUGACAACAUAGCGAGGAGUAAAAUAAGUAAAAUAAAUGGUAAAAAAAUUUAAUUAGUGAUUAACUAAGUUUUAAAGUGUUUGUUGCGUCAAGUAUUUUAUUUUUGUUGA
Tribolium madens (black flour beetle) is the source of this 1030-nucleotide messenger RNA. RefSeq names its product endonuclease G, mitochondrial. The record is from RefSeq and is a predicted model, not a curated record. Bases 59 to 973 code for a protein of 304 amino acids. Lineage: Eukaryota; Metazoa; Arthropoda; Insecta; Coleoptera; Tenebrionidae. Gene Ontology annotation, cellular component: mitochondrial inner membrane; nucleus. Gene Ontology annotation, molecular function: RNA endonuclease activity; single-stranded DNA endonuclease activity; nucleic acid binding. Gene Ontology annotation, biological process: apoptotic DNA fragmentation. The transcript is spliced from 4 exons.